AUGGGGGAGAGCAUACACGUGGCUCGAUCCAAAGGAGAUCAACAUCAGAAACAACAGAACCCAGUUGUGAGUUUAUGCUCUAAUCUAGCAAAGACAUGGGUCACCACCACUAUCUUCCUCUUCAUCUUCUUCAUCAUCGUCCUUGGUGCUUCACUUUGCUGGUUGAAUAUGUUUGUAUUAGGUGGGAGUAGAAUCCAAGUGUCACCAAUAUUCACAACAAAAUUCAAGAACACAACUAUCCCCAAGAUCGCCAUCAAUAUCCCAUUAAACUGUACACUCCUCAACAACAACAUGACACAAACAUGUCCUUUAAACUAUCCAACCAAGUUGGAACCAGAAAUCUCUUCCUCGGAGACUUGUCCUGACUACUUCAGGUGGAUCCAACAAGACCUAAAGAUAUGGCAAGAGACAGGGAUCACAAGAGAAACACUAGAGAGAGCAAAACCUAAUGCUCAUUUCAGGCUAGUGAUAAAGUCAGGGAGAUUGUAUGUUCAUCAAUACGAUAAAGCAUUUCAGACAAGAGAUGUGUUCACAAUUUGGGGAAUACUCCAGCUUCUAAGAAUGUAUCCUGGUCAAGUCCCUGAUCUUGAGCUUCUUUUCCUCUGCCAUGAUAAACCCGGCAUCUGGAAAAGAGACUUUAGACAAGACAACAAUGCCACGUGGCCUCCUCCACCGCUGUUCCAUUACUGUGGUCACCGUGAUGCAUACGACAUCGUCUUUCCUGAUUGGAGCUUUUGGGGCUGGCCGGAGGUGAACAUAAAGGAGUGGAACAAGUUGUCGGAGGCGAUAAAAGAAGGGAACAAAAAGGUGAAAUGGGAAGAUAGGGUUCCGUACGCUUAUUGGAAAGGAAAUCCGAUGGUUUCUAUUUCAAGGAGAAACUUCAUGAAAUGUAACUUUUCGGACAAGUAUGAUCCCAUGGUUCGUCUGUAUGUCCAGGACUGGAGAAGAGAGGUUAGGGCAGGGUUCAGAGGAUCAAACCUAGAAGAUCAAUGCACUCACAGGUACAAAAUAUAUAUAGAAGGGAAUGCAUGGUCGGUGAGUGAGAAAUACAUAUUAGCAUGUGAUAGCAUGACUCUACUGAUUAAACCAGAGUUUUAUGAUUUCUUCGUAAGAAGUAUGAUUCCAAUGGAGCAUUACUGGCCCAUUAGGCCUCACCAUUGUGGUGACCUCAAAUUUGCUGUUGAAUGGGGUAACAAAAACACCGACAAGGCACAAGUCAUAGGGAGACAAGGAAGUGAGUAUAUGAUGAAGAAUCUAGAGAUGAAGUAUGUGUAUGAUUACAUGUUGUAUGUGUUGCAAGGCUAUGGGAAACUGAUGAAGUUGGAUGUGACUGUGCCUGAAAAUGCGACUGAAGUGUGUUCAGAGACGAUGGCUUGUCCCAUCACUGACGGUGGACUGAUCAGACAGUGCAUGGACGACUCGUUGGUUAUGUCUCCGAGCGUCAAGCCUGCUUGUGAUUUGCCGCAGCCUUAUGGAGAUGAUGAGCUCAAAAGUUUCCUUGAGAAACAAGAACGUGGGGAGAGAGAGGUUGAGACAUUGACCGAUGAGUACUGGGAGGUCGAAAACAAGAAUUCUUCAUUGUAG
Messenger RNA from Eutrema salsugineum, 1584 nucleotides. Its product is annotated as O-glucosyltransferase rumi homolog. The coding region runs from base 1 to 1584 and encodes 527 amino acids. NCBI's taxonomy places the organism in Eukaryota, Viridiplantae, Streptophyta, Magnoliopsida, Brassicales, Brassicaceae. The record is from RefSeq and is a predicted model, not a curated record. The transcript is spliced from 6 exons.